AUGUCCCCCAAAAUAGGAGUCUCCAUUCUACUGAUUGUGGUCGCAUACUUGACCACUGAGGUCGCUGCGAAGAUCGAGUUCACCAACCUGGUGUGCACUUCCUUGGACAAAGCGUUCUCCGACUUUGAGUACUGCUAUCUGAGGUCGGUGAAUCGGACGUACAAGUAUUUUUCCAUAAAGAGUGUCUUUUACCAAUCCCCGAUUACGAGAGCUAAAGUCGCUGCGAAGGUGGAGUUCACAAACUUUGUGUGCACCUCCUUCGAUCAAGCAUUUGCCGACUUCGAGUACUGCUAUCUGAAGUCGGUGAAUCGGACGUACAAGUAUUUUUCAGUGAAGUGUAACCUGUACCAAACGCCAGUUAGGAAAGCAAAUCGAUUCAGUGGCUAUAGGCCCUUCAUGUACAACAUCACGGCGGAUGCCUGCAGAUUCCUCAAGAAUCCGCAAUCCAACCCAGUCCUUAAUUUCUUUUAUGCAACGAUUGUGCCCUACACAAAUAUAAACCAUUCGUGUCCCUACGAGCAUGAUAUAUUCAUGGAAAAAGUGCCCACCCAGUCGAUAAAUGGCCAAUUUGGCAAAUUGCUGCCAUUUCCAGAUGGGGAUUAUCUGAUAGAAUUGAACUGGAUUGCCAACGACAUCAAGCGGGCUGUGACCAAAUUAUAUUUCACUCUCUCUUGA
Drosophila subobscura is the source of this 675-nucleotide messenger RNA. RefSeq lists its product as uncharacterized. The transcript is spliced from 5 exons. The record is from RefSeq and is a predicted model, not a curated record. Bases 1 to 675 code for a protein of 224 amino acids. Lineage: Eukaryota; Metazoa; Arthropoda; Insecta; Diptera; Drosophilidae.